Molecule: messenger RNA, 1731 nt
Organism: Haliaeetus leucocephalus (bald eagle)
Lineage: Eukaryota; Metazoa; Chordata; Aves; Accipitriformes; Accipitridae
Gene: SCARA3
Product: scavenger receptor class A, member 3
Exons: 5
Coding region: 1-1731 (576 amino acids)
Source: RefSeq, a predicted model, not a curated record
AUGCCGACCUUCAGCUACCGGCCGAGCGGCAGGGCACGGACAAGCUGCAGCCGGUGCCAGAAGAACCUCUCCCUCCAGACGGCUGUCAAAGUCCUCUACGUCUUCUCCAUCCUCCUCAUCGUGGCCGUGACCGUGCUGGCUGCCUUGGUGUUCAAGAAAGUCAACUCCAUCUCCAACGACAUCAGCUCAGCCCAGACUUAUUAUGAGAAGAAGAUCAUAUCCAUCCAGGACGACCUCCAGGGGUUGGACGAGAAGACCUCGGGGAACUGCUCCCUCUGCCACGAGACAGGACAGCUGAGCCAGGAGAUCUCCAGGCUGCAGGGAGAGCUGGAGGAGAUCCAGAAGAUGCUGUUGGUUCAAGAAAUCCUGCUCGACCGGACCUCCCAGACCCACAACCAGCUGUCAUCCACCAGCAACAAGAUCACCAGCGAGGUGGACAACUGCUCCUUCUCCAUCCGGCAGGUCAACGAAAGCUUGGGGCAGCUCCUGGCCCAGGUUGGGGGCUGGCAGGUGGUCACCUCCCAGCUGGACAACUCUCUCAAGGGCUUGGCCCAGGAGCGCUAUGAUGUCCGAGCAGCCAUGCAGCAGAUGAACUUCACCCUGGGACAAACCUCCGACUGGAUCCAGGUCAUCCAGAGAAAGACGGACGAGGAGACGCUGACGCUGCAGAAGAUCGUCACCGAGUGGCAGAACUACACCCGCCUCUUCGGCGGGCUGCGGGCCACCUCCUCCAAGACCAGCGAGCUGGUGAAGAGCAUCCAAGGCAGCAUCGGCGCAGCAGCUCGGCAGGUCGGCCAGAAUUCAGAGAGCAUGCACGACCUGGUGCUGCAGGUGAUGGGGCUGCAGCUGCAGCUGGACAACAUCUCCUCCUUCCUGGACGACCACGAGGAGAACAUGAAUGACUUGCGCUACCACAACAGGUACACGCAGAACCGCACCGCCGAGCGCUUCGAGACCCUGGAAGGUCGCAUGAUGUCCCACGAGAUUGAGAUCAGCACCAUCUUUGCCAACAUCAACGCCACCGACAGCCACGUCCACAGCAUGCUGCGCUACCUGGAUGAUGUGCGGCUCUCCUGUACCUUGGGCUUCCACACCCAUGCUGAGGAGCUCUACUACCUGAACAAAUCCCUCAGCCUGGUCCAGGGCACCACAGACCUGCUGCGGGAGCGUUACAGCCUGCUCAGCGCCCGGCUGGACUUUGACAUCCGCAACUUGUCCAUGGUCAUGGAGGAGAUGAAGGUGGUAGACAUCCGGCAUGGGGAGAUGCUGAAAAACAUCACCAUCUUACGAGGUGUGCCGGGACUCCCGGGCCCCCGCGGCCUCAAGGGCGACGUGGGCGUCAAGGGCCCCCCGGGAAGCGAAGGAGAGAAGGGCGACGUGGGCAGCCUGGGUUCGCCGGGACCCCAGGGACCACCCGGCCCCCCUGGACCCCCCGGCCCCCAGGGUGAAAGGGGUCCCCUGGGCUUGAAAGGCUUCCCCGGCCUCAAGGGCACCAAGGGCAGCUUUGGGCAAUCCGGCCCCCGGGGACAGGGGGGACCCAAGGGAGACCCCGGCCCCCCCGGGCCAGCUGGGGUGCCGGGGCCAGUGGGACCCCCCGGACCACAGGGCAAACCGGGACUCCCCGGGACCCCCGGGGCUGUCGGCCAGGCUGGCCCGACGGGGCCUAAGGGUGACCCCGGUUUGCGAGGACCCCCGGGGCUGCCGGGCCCCCCUGGCCCCCCAGGACAGUAA